Messenger RNA from Cyclopterus lumpus (lumpfish), 2126 nucleotides. RefSeq names its product Ras association domain family member 6 (gene rassf6). The record is from RefSeq and is a predicted model, not a curated record. The transcript is spliced from 11 exons. Gene Ontology annotation, biological process: signal transduction. The coding region runs from base 844 to 1884 and encodes 346 amino acids. NCBI's taxonomy places the organism in Eukaryota, Metazoa, Chordata, Actinopteri, Perciformes, Cyclopteridae.
AGUUAUGAAUUAUGAAGCCAAUGUGAAACACACCAGACAUAAUAUACAUUUCACAGAUAGACAGCAUGUGUAACAUAGCAUGUGAUACCAUGAGCACAUGUUUUUGAAUCCCCCGACUUGAGCUGACGGGAAAACAUAACGACCAUAUAGAACGUCCAUAUUAUUGUCAGAUUUGACUUACAUCUUAUAGAAAUUGCAUGGGAAGUUUGUGCGCUGUGCCUUUUUUCUUCAUUCGCUGGUGUGAACGUGUUUGUCUCUGCACAAGAGUGAGCUGUCUGUCAGAAUAUACAGCGGGGGGGGAAGUGCUGGUAUGACAACUGCCAAAUACCUGAGAUAUUUCCUCUACCAGCGAACAGGCCGAGACACACAGAGAGAAGGAGAAAGAGAGAGAGAGAGCGGGAGAGAGAGAGUUAAAGAAAAGGACAAAUAGGACAGACUGCUAAUUCAAAAGAACGAGAAACAGAAGAGAGGUUUGCAACGAAGCAACAACAAAAACACAAGACGCCACGUGGAAGCUACCAACAAAAAGAAAUCACUGCUCACAGGCCUGAAGAAUAAACAAACGGUUAGCUCCAAGCUGUCAUCACUGGUUACUGGGUGGAGUACUGUUAUUACAUCUCUUGGAGACAGCACACAAAGAAAGAAAGGAGAGAAAAAAAGAAAAGAAAGUGAAGGCACGGAGAGAGAGAGAGAGAGAGAGAGAAGGGUAAAUAUAACACAGAAACUUCAGAGAGAGAGCGAGGAAAUAGAUAUUUAAAGCCCGGAGAGAAGAAAGACGGGGACAGAAACUAAAAAGCGAGCUCUGAUUUGUCAUGUCAGAGAGACCCCUCUCAGUGACCAGAGAUGAACGGAGCAGAUCUUCUCCCAGUGGUCCAGGCGGGGGACGGGAGGACACUGACCAGAGCAGAGUUUCUCACCCUGCUGAACACUUACAACGGCUUCCUGAAGGACCACACUCAACUGCACCUCAGUUACUCUCAGGGUGGCGAUGUCGAGGUGGUGGUGGAGGGCUUCCUGAACAUCUCCUGGGGAGUGCGCAGACCCAUCAGGCUGAGAAUACAGGACGACAGACAGAUGCUCCCCUUCGCCCCUCUGGCCUCACCGGGCCCCAUCAGUCCAGUGAGCCCCAUCGGGGACAAGAGGGGCAUGUCACGGUGGGGGGAAUACAAUGACCUUCACCAGAUCGACGAGAUGGCUGAGACGCCGCAGGACACAAUAGUCACCAAACCGUUACCAGGCCGGGCUGUUUACGAGACGACCACGCUGCGCCCUGCGAGGCAGAAGAACUCCGAGCUGGAGGCGGAGUCCAACCUGUUUCGCUGCAUGAGUGACGCCUCAUUGGUCAAGAGGAGGAGGGGCAGGGGGAAGUCGGCCGCGCAGCGGGAGAAAGAAAGACAACAUCGCUUUUCCAUCAAUGGACACUUCUAUAACUAUAAGACGUCGAUCUUCACUCCAUCCUUCGACACUCCAACUAAAGUCCGUAUCACCAGCAGGAUGACCACAAACCAGGUCAUCGAACAGCUGCUUAAAAAGUUUAAGAUAGAGAACGAUCCCCAGGAGUUCGCUCUGUACUGUGUUCACCAGAGUGGAGAAAGGAGGAAGCUCAGUGACAAAGACCAGCCCCUGUGGGAGCGCAUACUUCAGGGGCCCUCCGAUGACAUCAUGAAGAUCUUUCUGAUCGACAUGGACGAAGAGGAAGUCAGCAUCGACGUUGCCCAGUAUCUGAACUUGGAGCUUCCCAUCCUGGAGCAGGUUCUCCUGAAACUGUGCGAGGAGGAGAACAGACUGAUACAGAGAGUCAUUAGCAAGUACCACCAGCAACAUAGACUCCUAUCGCACAUGCUGACCUCUAAGAUGUUCCCUCACAUUGAGACCAGUGUCUGACGGCACCACUUUGGGGGCCAACGACUUGCUGUCCAACAUCCAACGACAUAAUAACGACAACAUACAUGGCUCUGUUUCAAGUCUUACAAAUGUAGUCACUGAUGUUAUUUUUAUUCAUUAUGUGAUACAUUUUUUUCUCCCCUUCAUUUAUUUUUUUUAAUCUGUAAAAUAAGUACAAGAUAUUCAUGUAAGAUGCUGUUGUAAAUAACUGUAAAUCAGUAUUGAGCGUUAAUAAAUAGAAG